This is a messenger RNA of Apaloderma vittatum (bar-tailed trogon), 4386 nucleotides long. It is a transcript of the gene NCOA2, whose product is annotated as nuclear receptor coactivator 2. Gene Ontology annotation, molecular function: protein dimerization activity; nuclear receptor binding. The annotation marks the transcript as partial. The record is from RefSeq and is a predicted model, not a curated record. Gene Ontology annotation, biological process: cellular response to hormone stimulus; positive regulation of transcription by RNA polymerase II. Lineage: Eukaryota; Metazoa; Chordata; Aves; Trogoniformes; Trogonidae. Gene Ontology annotation, cellular component: nucleus. The transcript is spliced from 21 exons.
AUGAGUGGGAUGGGAGAAAAUACCUCUGACCCAUCCAGAGCAGAGUCAAGAAAGCGCAAGGAUCCCGAUCAGCUCGGACCCAGCCCUAAAAGAAGCACUGAAAAACGCAAUCGUGAGCAAGAGAAUAAAUACAUAGAAGAACUUGCAGAACUGAUUUUUGCAAAUUUUAAUGAUAUUGACAACUUUAACUUUAAACCUGACAAAUGUGCAAUCUUGAAAGAAACUGUGAAGCAAAUUCGUCAGAUAAAAGAACAAGAAAAAGCAGCAGCAGCUAAUGAAGAUGAAGUGCAAAAAGCAGAUGUAUCAUCUACGGGUCAGAGUGUCAUUGACAAGGAUGCACUUGGACCAAUGAUGCUUGAGGCCCUAGAUGGGUUCUUCUUUGUAGUGAACCCAGAAGGUAACGUUGUGUUUGUUUCUGAGAAUGUGACACAGUACCUAAGGUACAACCAAGAGGAGCUGAUGAACACAAGCAUAUAUAGCAUCCUGCAUGUAGGGGACCACAAUGAAUUUGUCAAAAUCCUGCUGCCAAAAUCUUUAGUGAAUGGGGGAUCCUGGUCUGGUGACACUCCUAGGCGUAAUAGCCAUACCUUUAAUUGUCGGAUGCUGGUAAAACCUCAUACUGAUUCUGAAGAAGGCCAUGAUAACCAGGAAGCACAUCAGAAAUAUGAAACUAUGCAGUGCUUUGCUGUCUCUCAACCAAAUUCCUUCAAGGAGGAUGGUGAAGAUUUGCAGUCUUGCUUGAUUUGUGUUGCAAGAAGAGCUCCAAUGAAGGAAAGGCCACUUCUUCCUUCGUCAGAGAGCUUUACUACUCGCCAGGAUCUACAAGGCAAAAUAACUUCAUUGGACACAAGUACCAUGAGAGCAGCUAUGAAACCUGGCUGGGAAGAUUUGGUGAGAAGAUGCAUUCAGAGGUUUCAUUCACAGCAUGAGGGAGAAAUAUCUUUUGCCAAGAGGCAUCACCAGGAAGUGCUGAGGCAGGGACUAGCGUUUAGUCCUGUUUAUCGGUUUUCCCUGUCUGACGGCACUAUCGUUUCUGCCCAAACGAAGAGCAAACUCAUCCGUUCUCAGACAACUAGUGAACCUCAGCUUGUAAUCUCCUUGCAUAUGCUUCACAGAGAGCAGAAUGUUUGUGGAAUGAAUCAGGAUUUGACUGGACAAGGAAUGGGGAAGAUCCUGAACCCAAUUAGCUCCAGCAGCCCUGCCCAUCAGGCCAUGUGCAGUGGGAACCCAGGUCAGGAUAUGACCAUCAGUAGCAAUAUAAAUUUUGCCAUAAAUGGCCCAAAGGAACAAAUGGGCAUGCCAGCAGGCAGGUUUGGCAGUUCAGGGGGAAUGAACCAUGUGUCAAGCAUACAAGCAUCCACUCCUCAGGGUAGUAACUAUGCACUAAAAAUGAACAGCCCCUCACAAAGCAGCCCCGGCGUGAACCCAGGGCAGCCAAACUCUAUGCUCUCCCCAAGGCAUCGUGUGAGCCCUGGAGUGGCAGGAAGCCCUCGUAUCCCACCCAGUCAGUUCUCCCCUGCAGGAAGCUUGCAUUCACCCGUGGGAGUCUGCAGCAGCACAGGAAAUAGCCAUAACUACACCAACAGCUCCCUGAACGCGCUUCAGGCCCUCAGCGAGGGCCACGGCGUUUCUCUCGGGUCGUCGUUGGCUUCACCAGACCUAAAAAUGGGAAAUUUACAAAAUUCCCCUGUGAAUAUGAAUCCCCCCCAGCUAAGCAAGAUGGGAAGCCUGGACUCUAAAGACUGCUUUGGACUAUAUGGGGAGCAACCGGAAGGUACAACUGGACAAGCAGAGAGCAGCUGCCAUUCAGGAGAACAGAAGGACAGUAGCGAUAGCAACGUGCCACCGGUCGUCAGUGGUGAGAGACCUGAUGGACAGAAUAAACUGCACGAUGGAAAAAGCCAGACAAAGCUCUUACAAUUGCUGACCACCAAAUCGGAUCAGAUGGAGCCUUCGCCUUUGUCCAGUACCAUGGCAGACGUUAGCAAGGACUCCACGGGAGGGUUGCCUGGGUCUGGUUCGACACACGGAACCUCGCUCAAGGAGAAGCAUAAAAUUUUGCACAGACUAUUGCAGGACAGUAGUUCUCCUGUAGAUCUGGCCAAGCUCACAGCAGAGGCCACAGGCAAAGAACUGAACCAGGAGUCCAGUAGCACAGCUCCUGGUUCGGAGGUGACUGUUAAACAGGAGCCAGUGAGUCCUAAGAAGAAUAAUAAUGCACUACUUCGCUACUUGCUAGAUAAAGAUGAUACUAAAGAUAUUGGUUUACCAGACAUACCCCCAAAACUGGAGCGGUUGGACAGUAAGACAGACCCUUCCGGUAGCACAAAGUUAAUAGCUAUGAGGACAGAAAAAGAAGAGAUAAGCUUUGAGCCUAACGAACAGCCAGGCAGUGAACUGGAUAACUUGGAGGAGAUUCUGGAUGACCUGCAGAACAGCCAGCUGCCGCAGCUUUUCCCAGAUAGCCGCCCAGGCGCACCGGCGGGCUCGGUCGACAAGCAAGCCAUCAUCAAUGACCUCAUGCAGCUCACCAGUGACAGCAGCCCCGGCGCGGCUGUGGCCACCCAGAAACCGGCAAUGAGGAUUUCACAGAGCACUUUUAAUAACCCACGAGCAGGGCAACUGGGCAGGUUAUUACCAAACCAGAAUUUACCACUUGACAUCACACUGCAGAACCCAACAGGUGCAGGAACUUUCCCACCCAUAAGAACGAGUAGCCCCUAUUCAGUGAUACCUCAGCCGGGACUGAUGGGCCGGAAUGAAGGGAUGAUAGGAAGUCAAGGAACUUUAGGCAACAGUGGCACAGGAAUGAUCGGUGGCAAUGCCCCUCGGCCUGCCAUGACAUCUGGAGAUUGGGGAAGCCAAGCUCCUGCUGUGAGGGUGACCUGUGCGCCCACAGCUGGUGCCAUGACCAGGCCGGUGCAAGCAGGCAUGAUCCGCAACCCCACGGCCAGCAUCCCCCUGAGACCCAGCAACCAGCCUGGCCCGAGGCAGAUGCUUCCAUCUCAGGUCAUGAAUAUGGGGCCGUCCGAAUUGGAGAUGAACAUAGGAGGACCUCAGUAUAGCCAACAACAGGCACCUCCAAAUCAGACUGCGCCAUGGCCAGACAGCAUCUUGCCUAUAGAUCAGGCAACUUUUGGUAAUCAAAACAGGCAACCAUUUGGCAGCUCACCAGACGAUCUCUUAUGUAAUCAUCCUUCAUCAGAGUCACCAAGUGAUGAGGGUGCUCUCCUGGAUCAGCUCUACAUGGCAUUAAGGAAUUUUGAUGGUUUAGAAGAAAUCGACAGAGCUCUAGGAAUACCAGAACUGGUUAGCCAGAGCCAAGCUGUCGACCCGGACACCUUCCCCAGCCAGGAGUCCAGCAUCCUGAUGGAGCAGAAGGCUCCGGUCUUCUCCCAGCAGUACGCGGCUGCGGCGGCGCAGGCUCAGAUGGCUCAGGGCAGCUACGCCCCAAUGCAGGACCCGAACUUCCAUCCCAUGGGGCAGCGGCCCGGCUACGCAGCCCUCCGGAUGCAGCCCCGGCCCGGCCUCCGGCCCACCGGCAUCGUGCAGAACCAGCCGAACCAGCUGCGGCUCCAGCUGCAGCACAGGCUCCAGGCACAGCAGAAUCGGCAGCCACUGAUAAAUCAGAUCAGCAGUGUCUCCAAUAUGAAUCUGUCUUUGAGACCUGGAGUGCCAACACAGGGCCCUAUCAAUGCACAGAUGCUGGCGCAGAGGCAACGGGAGAUCCUGAGCCAGCAGAGGCAGCAGCAGCAACAGCAGCAGCAGCAGCAGGUCCAGCAGCGGACACUGAUGAUGCGAGGGCAGGGCUUGAGCAUGACCCCCAGCAUGGUGGCCACCGGUGGCAUACCAGCAACCAUGAGCAAUCCACGGAUCCCGCAGGCAAAUGCACAGCAGUUUCCCUUUCCUCCAAACUACGGUAUUAGUCAGCAGCCAGAUCCAGGCUUCACAGGGGCCACAACUCCUCAGAGCCCACUGAUGUCCCCAAGACUGGCUCAUACUCAGAGCCCCAUGAUUCAGCAGUCUCAGGCUAAUCCUGCCUAUCAGUCCUCUACGGAGAUGAACGGGUGGGCACAAGGGAAUAUGGGUGGAAACAGCAUGUUUUCACAACAGUCCCCACCACAUUUUGGGCAGCAAGCAAGCACCAGCAUGUACAAUAAUAACAUGAACAUCAGUGUAUCCAUGGCAACCAACACAAGUGGUAUGAACAACAUGAACCAGAUGACAGGGCAGAUCAGCAUGACCUCAGCGACCUCUGUGCCUACAUCAGGGUUGUCCUCCAUGGGUCCUGAGCAGGUUAAUGAUCCUGCUAUGAGGGGAGGCAACCUUUUUCCAAACCAGCUGCCUGGAAUGGAUAUGAUAAAGCAGGACGGAGAUGCAACACGG